UGGCGGAUUUAGCUGUAUUUUAUACCUAAUCAGAGAGAAUUAACCAAAAAAAAUAAAAUGAAUAAACUCAGGAACAAGGGUUAAGACGCAACGACACUCUUUGCAGAAAAAAAUCUGACUUUACAAAGAAACAGUGACAAAAACCUUUUUCAACACUGAUCUUCUUCCUCUUCUCUCAAAACCAUGGAGCUACUACUAUGGCCAACUCUGAAAGAUGCAAUACAUGCUUACACUGGUCUCUCUCCGGUGGUUUUCUUCACCGUCCUCGCCCUCGCCUUCGCCGUUUACCAAGUUGUCUCAGGCUGGUUUGCUUCGCCGUUCGAUGAUGUUCGCCGACAUCAGAGGGCUAGAUCGUCGGCUGCAGAGGAGGAGCCACCGAUUCAUCCGCCUGUUCAGCUCGGUGAGAUCACUGAGGAGGAGCUUAAGCAGUACGAUGGCUCCGAUCCUCAAAAGCCCCUUCUCAUGGCCAUCAAACACCAGAUCUACGAUGUGACCCAAAGCAGGAUGUUCUAUGGACCAGGAGGACCAUAUGCUUUGUUUGCAGGGAAAGACGCAAGCAGAGCUCUUGCCAAGAUGUCAUUUGAGGAGAAAGACUUGACUUCGGACAUCUCUGGUCUUGGUCCCUUUGAGAUGGAUGCUCUUACGGACUGGGAGUACAAGUUCAAGAGCAAGUAUGCUAAUGUCGGUACGGUCAAAGUGACCGGAUCAGAAGCUGAAGCCGCAACUGUGUCUGAACACCCAGAGACUGGUGACCAUGUAACCAAGACUGAGACAACGACCGAUGUGGUUAAGAAUGAUGAGGCUCCUGCUGAGAGUGAUGUGAAGGAGUAGAUUCCAUUUCCUCUACUUACUCCGAUUUUGGUCGUAGAGACCCGUUUUAUUAUCAAAGGAUUGUAGAAUCUGUGAUGUUCAAGUGUCAGUGGUAAAUCUUGUUUCAUGAUCCCAAAAAUAACAAGUUUACUGAUUAAUAAAAGCCAUUAUAAGCUGCUUAAUCAGAAGAUGGAUGAAAAGGAGAGAGAGAGAGAGAGCGCGUUUACUUUGUUCUUCUUGACUUUUGGGAUUGAUUAAGAUGACUUUUCCACGCUGUAUAUAAGAUAGUCUCAGCUCUCAAGAGACAUAGAAAUUGUCAAAAUAACGUCAAACAUGUCUCUAUAUCAGAAGGCUGAAGAGGAGGAGCCAUCGAUUCCACAGCCUGUUCAGGUCGGUGAGAUCACGGAGGAGGAGCUUAAGCAGUACGAUGGCUCUGAUCCUCAAAAGCCCAUUCUUAUGGCCAUCAAGCAUCAGAUCUAUGAUAUUACAGAAAGCAGGAUGUUCUAUGGACAAGGAGGACCAUAUGCUUUGUUUGCUGGCAAAGACGCAAGCAGAGCUCUUGCCAAGAUGUCAUUUGAGGAGAAAGACUUGACUUCGGACAUCUCUGGUCUUGGUCCCUUUGAGAUGGAUGCUCUUACGGACUGGGAGUACAAGUUUAUGAGCAAGUAUGCUAAAGUUGGUACUGUCAAAGUGACCGGUUCAGAAGCCGAAACCGCAUCUGUAACCGGGAAUUUACCCUGAUUUGUCACAGAGACCAAUUUAAACCAAAGGAAUGUUGAUAUUUUGAUGUUGUUGAAAUGUCAAAUGAUAAAACUCUGUUUCAUCAAUCCCAAUAACCAUAUUUGAUGAUAAUUAUAGCUUAUUGAUUUGAUUCCUCCUUUCC
Messenger RNA from Thlaspi arvense, 1693 nucleotides. The record is from the annotation of a GenBank genome assembly. Lineage: Eukaryota; Viridiplantae; Streptophyta; Magnoliopsida; Brassicales; Brassicaceae.